UAGACUCCUUCCAUACAUUUUGAGCGCUUCUGAAAACAGAUCAUUGAAGUUGAAAGGUGAUCACAGCUGAGAAAUGAAGAACUUCAGCAUUACAUGUUUAUUCGUCCUUUUUAGUUUUAUUGUACUAUCGUCUGCAUCAAGCUGGAGGCCUGAUUAUAAGCCUUGUAACAGCGAUUCUGGACCUGUUUGUGGAAUAAAUGGCCAGGACUAUUACAAUGAAUGUCACGCAUUUUUUUCAAAAGUCAAGGUGGGAUGCAAUAACAAAUGUCCGUGUGAUUGCGCAGAGAAUUGUCCUGCAACAUAUUAUCAUCCAGUAUGUGGGGAUGAUGGCCAGGAAUAUAAAUCAAAAUGUCAUGCAGAUUGCAAGAAUGUCAAGAUAGGUUGUAAUAAACAAUGUCCUUGUGAUUGCACAGAUGGUUGUCACGGAUCAUAUUAUCAUUCAGUAUGUGGGGUUGAUGGCAAUACAUAUAAAUCAAAAUGUCAUUUGGAUUGCAAGAAAGUUUCCGAAUGUCCAAAGAUCAAACGUCCAGUUUGUGGUGCUGAUAACAAAACAUAUGACACCAAGUGCGAUGCCAAGUGCGCAAACGUUGAGGUACAUUGUAACGGGCAUUGUCCUUGUGACUGUAUUAAAAUGAAGUGCCAUCCAGAAGUCAAAAAUCCAGUUUGUGGAAUUAAUAACAGAACAUACGACAACCAAUGUCAUGCCGCCUGCGCCAACGUUCCCAUACAAUGUCUUACAAAUUGCCCUUGUUCCUGUGAAGCCGAUUGUCUUGAAACGAAACCAGGUUUAGUUUGUGGAGCUGAUGGACACGUAUACACAAGCGAGUGUUAUGCCAAAUGCUCUAACAAUGCCGUAGAAUGUACUGGAAACUGCCCUUGUGCCCCUUGUCAUGAGAGAUGCGAAAAGACCGGAAUGAAAGUGUGUGGUGUUGAUAAAAAGACACACGAAUCAAAGUGUCAUGCCAUGUGCAAAAACGUCAAAGUAGCGUGUCACAAACAAUGUCCUUGUGACCCCUGUGAAAAAUGUCCGGCAUCGUAUUAUAGUCCAGUCUGUGGAAAGGAUGGCCAGACAUACAAAUCGAAAUGUCAUGCUGAAUGCAAGGAAACUACCGUACAAUGUUCUGGAAAAUGUCCCUGUGAUCCAUGUUCACACUGCCAGGAAGGCGGUCCAAAAGUUUGUGGACCCUAUGGAAAGACAUACAAGAAUGAAUGUUUUGCCAAAUGCUCUGGCAAGAAAUAUUUUCCAUGUCCAAGUUAUGACGGUGGUCAUAAGCGUUAUUUGGCUUAUAUUCAGGGAAAGAAAACAGGAUCUGAUUACCCUUCAAGAGCAUCCAAAAUGAAGAAAUUCAGCAUUACAUGUUUAUUCGUCCUUUUUAGUUUUAUAGUACUAUCGUCUGCAUCAAGCUGGAGACCAUUCUCCAAUUAUAAGCCUUGUAACAGCGAUUCUGGACCUGUUUGUGGAAUAAAUGGCCAGGACUAUAUCAAUGAAUGUCACGCAUUUUUUUCAAAAGUCAAAGUACAGUGUCACAAACAAUGUCCUUGUGACCCCUGUGAAAAAUGUCCGGCCUCGUAUUAUAGUCCAGUCUGUGGAAAGGAUGGCAAGACAUACAAAUCGAAAUGUCAUGCUGAAUGCAAAAACGUCAAAGUACAGUGUCACAAACAAUGUCCUUGUGACCCCUGUGAAAAAUGUCCGGCCUCGUAUUAUAAUCCAGUCUGUGGAAAGGAUGGCAAGACAUACAAAUCGAAAUGUCAUGCUGAAUGCAAAAACGUCAAAGUACAGUGUCACAAACAAUGUCCUUGUGACCCCUGUGAAAAAUGUCCGGCCUCGUAUUAUAGUCCAGUCUGUGGAAAGGAUGGCAAGACAUACAAAUCGAAAUGUCAUGCUGAAUGCAAAAACGUCAAAGUACAGUGUCACAAACAAUGUCCUUGUGACCCCUGUGAAAAAUGUCCGGCCUCGUAUUAUAGUCCAGUCUGUGGAAAGGAUGGAAAGACAUACAAAUCGAAAUGUCAUGCUGAAUGCAAAAACGUCAAAGUACAGUGUCACAAACAAUGUCCUUGUGACCCCUGUGAAAAAUGUCCGGCCUCGUAUUAUAGUCCAGUCUGUGGAAAGGAUGGCAAGACAUACAAAUCGAAAUGUAAUGCUGAAUGCAAAAACGUCAAAGUACAGUGUCACAAAAAAUGUCCUUGUGACCCCUGUGAAAAAUGUCCGGACUCGUAUUAUAGUCCAGUCUGUGGAAAGGAUGGCAAGACAUACAAAUCGAAAUGUCAUGCUGAAUGCAAAAACGUCAAAGUACAGUGUCACAAACAAUGUCCUUGUGACCCCUGUGAAAAAUGUCCGGCCUCGAAUUAUAGUCCAGUCUGUGGAAAGGAUGGCAAGACAUACAAAUCGAAAUGUCAUGCUGAAUGCAAGGAAACUACCGUACAAUGUACUGGAGAAUGUCCUUGUGAUCCAUGUUCACACUGCCAGGAAGGCGGUCCAAAAGUUUGUGGACCCUAUGGAAAGACAUACAAGAAUGAAUGUUUUGCCAAAUGCUCUGGCAAGAGAUAUUUUCCAUUCGUUUUUGUUGACUUGGUUGCUCAAAAUGUUUUCUCUACAAAUGGAACAGAAUUGUUGACUCGGAAUGUUAUUUUUGAAACAGAGAGAGAACUACGAGAUUUGAUAGCUGAGUUAAAAGAAUAA
Mytilus trossulus (common blue mussel) is the source of this 2680-nucleotide messenger RNA. Its product is annotated as agrin-like. Lineage: Eukaryota; Metazoa; Mollusca; Bivalvia; Mytilida; Mytilidae. The transcript has 26 exons. Gene Ontology annotation, molecular function: protein binding. The coding region runs from base 74 to 2680 and encodes 868 amino acids. The record is from RefSeq and is a predicted model, not a curated record.